This is a messenger RNA of Olea europaea var. sylvestris, 1798 nucleotides long. Its product is annotated as G-type lectin S-receptor-like serine/threonine-protein kinase At4g27290. The record is from RefSeq and is a predicted model, not a curated record. The coding region runs from base 1 to 1761 and encodes 586 amino acids. The transcript is spliced from 9 exons. Gene Ontology annotation, molecular function: protein serine/threonine kinase activity; ATP binding. Lineage: Eukaryota; Viridiplantae; Streptophyta; Magnoliopsida; Lamiales; Oleaceae. Gene Ontology annotation, biological process: recognition of pollen; protein phosphorylation.
AUGCCCCCUCCCCUUACAAAUAAAUCUGGAGUCUUGAAGGUUAUCGAACCAGGACUUCUAGUUCUUCUAAACGACACUAAUGGUGUCAUCAUAUGGUCUUCGAAUACAUCACGACCUGUGAAAACUGCAGUUGCAAAAUUGCUGGACUCGGGAAACCUCGUCGUGAAAGAUGCAAAUGAUGAUGACCCAGUGAACUUUCCAUCGGAGAGUUUUAAUUAUCUGACUGAUACAUUGUUACCAGGUAUGAAGCUCAGUUGGAACUUUAUAACUGAUUUAGAGGUCUAUCUAUCAAGUUCAGGAUAUUUUACAUUUCACUGUGAUGGUCUGCAGUGUGUGCAUAUCUACUGGUUAUCCGCAAAAUAUUUUGAAAAAAGGUCAGUUAUCUCAAGGUUUACAUUGAGUCCGAGUGGAGUUGUCGAGCCCUGGACAUGGAUAGAUCAAAAACGUCAAUGGGUAGUUUACCUGACUGCUCCAAUAGAUAAUUGUGAUACUUAUAAAUACUGUGGUGCAUAUGGUAGUUGCAAUAUUGCAAAUUCUCCUGCUUGUGGACGCCUUAAUAGAAAGCUUAUCCCAAAAACACACAUAUCUUUGAAUUCAAAGGAAGUAGAAUACUUGAAAGGACGGAAAAGAGAAAUUCUACUAGUAAAUUUUAUUGUGUAUGGGAAUAAUUCUGCUGGGUCUGAGUAUGAUUCUGUAUGCGGCCUUGGACAAAACUUUAUAGACAAUCACCAAGAUGAAAGGCAAAAUAAAGACAUAGAGCUAUCACUGUUCAACGUACAUACAAUAACUAAAGCUACUGAUAAUUUUUCAAUUAACAAUAAGCUUGGAGAGGGUGGGUUUGGACCUGUUUACAAGGGGUGGCUGGAGGAGGGGCAGGAAGUUGCUGUCAAACGGCUAUCAAGAACUUCAAUUCAAGGAUUCGAUGAGUUCAAGAACGAAGUCAUUUGUAUAGCUAAACUUCAGCAUCGAAAUCUUGUGAAGCUUUUGGGGUGCUGCAUUCAAGGAGAGGAAAAGAUGUUAAUUUAUGAAUACUUGACUAAUAGAAGUCUGGAUUUGAUUUUAUUUGAUCCAAUGAAAAGUGCAGUUCUUGAUUGGCCGAAGCGCUUCCACAUUAUUAAUUGCGUUGCCAGGGGCCAUAUGUAUCUCCAUCAAGAUUCACGUCUCAGAAUAAUCCAUGGAGACCUCACAGCCAGCAAUAUUUUGCUAGAUUCUGACAUGAAUCCGAAGAUAUCAGAUUUUGACUUGGCUAGAAGUUUUGGAGGAAAUGAGACUGGAGCAAACACGAGCCGAGUAGUUGGAACAUACGGUUACAUGUCACCAGAAUAUGCAGCAGACGGAGUUUUCUCAAUAAAAUCAGAUGUAUUUAGCUUUGGUGUUCUAGUGCUUGAGAUAGUGAGUGGCAAAAGAAACAGAGGGUUUUCUCACAGAGAUCACCACCACAACCUUCUUGGACAUGCAUGGAGGCUUUAUAAAGAAGGUCGGUCUUUGGAACUUGUCCAAGCAUACCCUGGUGUCUCGGGCAAUUUAUCAGAAGUUUUGCGAUUAAUUCAUGUGGGAUUGCUAUGCGUUCAACAAUGUCCAGAAGAUAGGCCAAACAUGUCUUUAGUAGUGCUAAUGUUGGGGAACGAAGGUGUACUGCCUGAUGCUAAAAAACCUGGUUUCUUCACAGAAAGAGAUUUGCUUACUGCUGAAAGUUCAACCAGCACAAAUGCCGCAUGUUCAAUGAACGAAAUGACCAUUACCCUUCUGGAUGGAAGAUAAAUAUAUAUGUUACAUUAGUUGUCCUCUUUUUGCUUAU